Molecule: messenger RNA, 1505 nt
Organism: Neopelma chrysocephalum (saffron-crested tyrant-manakin)
Lineage: Eukaryota; Metazoa; Chordata; Aves; Passeriformes; Pipridae
Product: spidroin-1-like
Exons: 3
Coding region: 175-1098 (307 amino acids)
Source: RefSeq, a predicted model, not a curated record
ACCGCCCGAGGGGGCGUGGCCGGCCGGGGGGGCGGCCCCUUCCCGCUAUUGGCCGCCCGCAGCCCCGGCUCCGCCUCCUUCCAGCGCGCGGCCACGCCCUUCCUGGCCACGCCCACGCGGGGGGGAGGGGCCGGGGGAGGGGGGUGGAGCCCCAGGACCCCGCCCAGCCCCUUCAUGAGAGGGGGCGUGGCCGGGGGGGCCUUCCCCCGCCUGGGAGGGGGCGGGGCCUGCCUGCACCGUUUCCACGGCAACCUGGGGGCGGGGCUGGGCUGCUCGGCCCGCCUGGGCGGGGGCGGGGCCUGCCUGCACCGUUUCCACGGCAACGCCGGCAUGGGCGUGGCCUCGGUGGCGGCGGCGGCCAAUCGGAUCAGCCCCUGCGGCCACCGCGGCUGCUGCUACCACGGCAGGGGCGGGGCCUCGCUGGGAGGGGGCGGGGCCGCCCCCCGGAGCCCCUCCCCCUUCGCCAUGACCCCCGCCAUGGCCGCCAGGAUGGCCCAGUACGGCCUGGGCUCCUCCCAGUACAACCUCGGCUCCUCCCAGUAUAACGUGGGCUCCUCCCAGUAUAACGUGGGCUCCUCCCAGUACGGCGCCGGCGCCUCCCAGUACGGCUCCAGCGCCUCCCAGUACGGCACCGGCGCCGCCCAGUACGGCACCGGCGCCUCCUCCUCCUCCUCCUCCUCCUCCUCCUCCUCCUCCCAGUAUAACACCACCUCCUCCCAGUUGGCGGCGGCGGGGGCCCAGUACCAGUACCAGCAGUACGCCCAGUUCGCCUCCCAGUACUCCCAGUACUCCCAGUACGGCUCCACCGACGGCUCCCAGUACGCGGGGGCGGGGACGGCGGGGGCGGGGUCGGAGGCCUCCCAGUACGCCCAGUACGCCGCCAGCGCCGCCCAGUACGCGGCCUCGGGGGCGGCGGCGGCGGCGGCCGCAGACCCCUCCCAGUACGCGGCGGCAACUGGGAACCAGUACGGGACUGGGGCGGGGGGAGGGGCCACCGCGGCCGCCUGGGGGGAGGGGGCGGGGACGGCCCAGGAGGGGGCGUGGACUGGGAGCGGGGGAGGGGUGAACUGGGGUAACUGGGUGUCCCCCACCCCCUGAACUGGGAGGGGGGGGUGGGUGGGGUCGGUGUGGGCGUGGCUUGGGGCGGAGGCCCCGCCCCCCCCUUUCAGGAUGGAGGCGGAGUCUCGUUGGUGUGGAGACGAUAUUCGGCCCCUCCCCCCUCCUUCCCGGCACGGGAUUGGCUGAGGAGCCUCUGUGGGGCCGUGGGGGGAGCUGAGCCCAGAGGGGCCCAGAUGUGUCCAGAUGUGGGGAGCAUCUGUGGGGGGACUUGAGCCCCACUUGGGGGUCAGAGCUGUGGGGCCCAGGGGGUGAGUUUUGGGGUCCUUGGGGGGGGGUCGGGGGGGCCUCUCUCUCCCCCCCCUUUGUUUGUUUGUUCCCGGUCUGGUGUCGAUGGUUGUGGGGCACAGACCCCACUUGGGGGGCUGGGAGAGAAUCUGUGGGGCUGG